UCACAUGCAGACUAGUCCCGCGAUGACUUGGUCGCCUCCCCCGCUGCCAGCGAAUCGCAGCCGUCCAGACAACCACCAACCGCGCCACCGACCGUCCGAUCCAUGCCUAACGGCUUUCCCUUUCCCCACCUCGGCUUCUUCUUCGAGGAGUCCCCUCGCCGGCCCGCGAUCUCCGCAAACCCCUCCGCCGGCGCCGAGCACACUCCGGCGGGCUAUGAUGGCCGGCCGCACUCCCCACUACCAUAGCCACAACAGCAACGGCCAGAGGUUCCGCCGCCUCAUCCCGUGCGUCCUCUUCGUCGUGUUCGCCGUCCACGCCGUCUCCUUCGCGCUCUACCUCCUCCUCCAGUCCCACCACCCUUCCCCGCGCCCCGCCGAGCCCGAGGACCGGGUCCAUGAGGAGGAGGAGCAGUCUUCCUCCCAGAAGCCGUGGCCGCGGCUCCCCUCCUUCCUCCCCUGGGCCGCCCACCCCGCGCCGCCGGCGCACUCCUGCGAGGCCUACUUCGGGAACAGCUUCUCCCGCUUCGUGGACGUCCUCCGCCCCGAGGGACGCGGCGGCGGCUGGUUCCGGUGCCACCAUAGCGAGACGCUGGGGAGCUCGAUCUGCGAGGGCGCGCGCGUGCGGCUCGACCCGGCGCUCAUCGCAAUGUCGCGCGGCGGCGAGCCGAUUGGGCAGGUCAUGGGCCGCGCGGAGGGGGAGGAGCUUCCCAGGUACGAGCCCGGCGCGUUGGAGGUGGAGGGGGUCGCGGCGGGGAGGACGGGGCCCUUGGUGGAACCGGGGUUCCUCGACACCUACGUCCCCACCAACGGGAUCGGGACGCACACCAUGAGAGCUCUGCUCAACUCAGCGCGUGUUGUGCCACCCGGUGAGCUCCACUGCUCCCAGUGGAUUGAAGAACCGACACUUCUGGUCACACGAUUUGAGUAUGCAAACCUUUUCCACACGAUCACAGACUGGUACAGUGCAUAUGUGAGCUCCAGAGUCACAAAUUUACCUAAACGUCCUAAUGUUGUUUUCGUGGAUGGGCAUUGCAAGGCACCACUGGAGCAAACAUGGGAAGCACUUUUUUCGAAUGUGACGUAUGUUAAGAACUUCGCUGGUCCUGUUUGUUUCCGACAUGCAGUUCUUUCACCACUGGGCUAUGAGACCGCUCUAUUUAAGGGGCUUAGUGAAAGCUUCAGUUGUGAAGGUGCUUCCGCUCAAUCACUUAGGGAAAAACCAGAUCACCAGAAAACUGCAAGGUUGUCUGAAUUUGGGGAGAUGAUUGUAGCUUCUUUCGGUCUUCUGGGGGAUGGCGUCGUGUCAUCCAAGAGAUCAAACGGGCUCAAUAUUCUCUUUGUUCGGCGAGAAGACUACUUGGCCCACCCACGUCACAGUGGAAAGGUUGAAUCUAGACUAAGCAAUGAGCAGGAGGUAUUUGAGGCAGUUGAGAGCUGGGCAAAAGGUCUGGAGUGCAACGUAAAUGUCGUCAAUGGUCUUUUUGCGCACAUGAAUAUGACUGAGCAACUCCGGGCUAUCCUGGAAGCCUCGGUAGUGAUAGGGGCUCAUGGAGCUGGUCUAACACACUUGGUUUCAGCUACACCGGACACAAAAGUUCUCGAGAUCAUCAGCAGCAUGUAUCGGCGACCACACUUUGCAUUGAUCUCGCGCUGGAAGGCGUUAGAAUACCACGCCAUAAAUCUCCCUGGAUCGCAUGCGAGGAUCGCGGAUGUCAUCAGUGAGUUGGCGAAUAUACUGAAAGAUCUCGGAUGCUGAAACAGAGGUAUUCUUGCUGUUGAGGUAUCCAUCAUGAAGUGUCGCCACAUGACAGGCUGGGUAGAUAUUCUGUUCAGGUCAUAUAUACUGGUCACACUAACCACACCCGUGCUUGCAGUUUCAGUUGGAGAACACCUUGUGCUGACCAAACAUUCCUCCCGGGUUCUCUCCAAAGGAAUUUUGAAUUUUCUGCUGCCAAAUGUAGAGCCAGAUUUCCACUGAUAUAAUCUUUACAUCCAUUCUUUACGAUGCCUCGAUGCACCGGUCCAUGAGUCCGACCAAACUGUAACUGUAACUUUAUCGCUCCAGCUUGAACAUUCUUGUAGUCCCAAUUUGUUAGUGCUCAGUGCAUGCAUCCCACAGUCCGGACGGUUGUUGGAACACCGGCUGGGGAACAUUCUUUUUGAACCUUGGCCUGCCUGAUGAACAUUCUUGUGCA
This is a messenger RNA of Brachypodium distachyon (stiff brome), 2195 nucleotides long. RefSeq names its product beta-(1,2)-xylosyltransferase. Gene Ontology annotation, molecular function: glycosyltransferase activity. The record is from RefSeq and is a predicted model, not a curated record. Bases 5 to 1756 code for a protein of 583 amino acids. Lineage: Eukaryota; Viridiplantae; Streptophyta; Magnoliopsida; Poales; Poaceae. The transcript is spliced from 3 exons.